Molecule: messenger RNA, 2544 nt
Organism: Adineta steineri
Lineage: Eukaryota; Metazoa; Rotifera; Eurotatoria; Adinetida; Adinetidae
Source: the annotation of a GenBank genome assembly
AUGUCUCAAGGAUCAUUUAUUUUAUUUAGUAAACAUGUGGUUUUCGGUCAUGUUGUUGCUGGCCAAUCCGUAGUUGAUGAAAUUGAAAAUUUACCUGUUGAUUCAAAUAAUAGUCGACCAUUGAAAGAUGUUGUUAUAUCUCAUUGCGGUCAAUUAGUACUUAUUUCAAAAAAUAAUAAACAAAAAAAACGUAAAAUUUCUACAGGAGGUGAAAGUGAUAAUCACGCGGAGAGUGGAAGUGAUUCAUCGUCGUCAGAUGAUCAGAAAAAGAAAAAGAAAUCGAAACAUAAAAAGAAAGAAAAACAUCGACGAAAGAAAGAAGAUAAGCGUCUAGCAAAACUUGCUGCUGCUGCUGCUGCCGCUGAAGAAGAAAAUGAAUCUGAUCAACAAUUAAAUAAAACAGAUGAAAAAUCUAAUGAAUUAUCUGGACGAGAUAUGAUGGGUCUAAAAACAACAAUUGAUCCUGAUGAAAUACCUGAAAUACCUGCACAUAAAUUUCUUCUUCGACCUAAUGCAAAUGAUAAUAAUGAAACAACAAAUACUCGUACAAAUAAUAAUCGUUCAUCGAAAAAAAUUGAUUCAAGUGGUCGCCCAGUUAAAGGCCGUGGCUUUAUGAGAUAUACUGGCAAAAGUCGUUCAAGAUCACGUACACCACCACAUUGGCGUCAUGCUAUUGAAGAUCGUAACCGUUUUUCUGAUAGAAAUGAAUUUCGUAAACAGGAUAUAAAUGAAAAUAUUGAAAAUGAUCAUAAACGUAAACGUGUUGAUGAAGAAAAACAUGAUAAUAAUCGAGAAGAUCGAUAUUCACGUCGAAACGAUAGACGAAAAGAUGAUCAUCGUUCAAGUGAAUCAUCACGACAUAAAUAUCAACGUAAAUCAACAAGUCCUGAUCAACAACAACAACGAUCAAAUAAUAUUAAACAAAAAGAAAAUGAUACAUCGAAUAUUAUUCGAAAAACACCUUCACCAUCAAAUCGUCAUUCUUCACGAAAUCGUUCACCAUUAUCAUCAUCAACAAAUGAUCAACAUCAAAAGAAAGAUUCUCGAUCACAUCGUCGUCAUCAUUCUCCAUCACCAAUUCAUGAUCAACAUUCAACGAAGGAAACUCGAUCACGUCAACAACCAUCAUCUCAUAGUAGUUAUCAUCGUCGUUCAAAAACACCACCACCACCACCCUCUCGUGUUCGUUCACCAUCACCAAUAAUCGAGAAGAAAGAUUCUCGAUCAUUUGUUCGUCGUUCGAAAAGUCCACCACCAUCUCGUGUUCGUUCGCCAUCACCAGUGAUUGAAAAGAAGGAUUCUCGAUCAUUUAUUCGUCGUUCAAAAUCUCCACCACCACCCUCUCGUGUUCGUUCACCAUCACCCAUCAUCGAGAAGAAAGAUUCUCGAUCCUUUGUUCGUCGUUCGAAAAGUCCUCCACCUUCUUCAUUUCGAAUUCGUUCACCAUCUCCAAAGAUUGAUCAACAUAAAACAAAAGAUUCUUUUCGUUCACGUCAUCGUCAUUCAAAAACUCCACCAUCUUCUUCUACUCGUGCUCGUUCACCAUCACCUGUGAUUGAACAACGUGAAAACAAGGACUCUCAUUCACGUCUUCGCCGGUCAAAAACUCCACCACCUUCAGGGUCUCGUGUUCGGUCACCUUUACCAGUCAUUGAUAAAAAUGAAAAUAAUAUAUCUCAAUCACAUCAGCAAGAAAAUACAAAUACAGCACCAUCUUCAUCAACAAAACGACGUAAACGUUGGGAAAACGAAGAAGAAUUUAAUGAACGUCAAACAUUAGCACAAGCAGCGCAACGUACAAGUCUUGAAGAUGAAUUACGUAUGAUUGCGCAAUCAAGUGCAGAACAACUUGAACCAUCAAAUCAAUUUACUAACAUUCCAGCACAAUCACAAGGAUCAACAACUAUUGCUAGUAAAUCAAAAUGGGAUGAUGAAGAUGAUAUAUCAUCAAAAGAAAAGGUUAAUCAUCCAAAAGUAACACCAACUAUUACUCAAAAAACUGAAAUACGAUUACCAACUAAUAAACAACAGGAGAAAACAUCAUCAAGUCGUGAUCGAGAUAGACGUGAAAAUUAUUCAUCACAAACUAGUAAUAAUCGAGAUCGAGAUCGCGAUCGUGAUCGAGAAAAACAUUCGUCUCAAACUAGUAGUAAUCGUGAUCGCGAUCGUGAUCGAGAAAAUCAUAAUCGUCAACCUAGUGGAAAUCGUCGAAAACAUUCACCAUCACCACCACCACCACCAUCAUCAUCAAAUCGUGAUCGUAAUUAUGAUAGAAACAGAGGUCAAGGUCGUGAUUAUCAUCAGCGUACCAGUGAUCGCGAACGAAGUGAUCGUCGUCGUAGUCCUGAUCGUCCUUCACAUUCGGACACAUCCACUCGACAAAAACCAAAACAACGAUCAUCUAGUUCAAGUUCAUCAUCAUCAUCAUCGUCGUCAUCAUCAUCACGUAGUUCAUCUGGAUCACAUAAAGAACGUAAUCGAACUUCACCUAUUCAAUCAAGUGAACAAAGAAAAAUGAAAACUGUACCAUUAUCUUCUGUAUAA